Molecule: messenger RNA, 1374 nt
Organism: Episyrphus balteatus (marmalade hoverfly)
Lineage: Eukaryota; Metazoa; Arthropoda; Insecta; Diptera; Syrphidae
Gene: Yeti
Product: craniofacial development protein 1
Exons: 2
Coding region: 183-1091 (302 amino acids)
Source: RefSeq, a predicted model, not a curated record
AACCAAAACGAGUCUGCCAAUUUUGCCAAUUUUGUUCUCCUCCUCAAAUCCAUCCUUGCUACCCGGCAUUCUUUGAAAAAAUCCAUUUUUUUAUUUUCAUUUAUUGAAAUAAAAAAGUCAAUUCAAUACAUAUUCCAAUAUUUUUUAAGUGAAUUUUUCUUUAUAAUCUUAUCUCAACAAAUAUGAACAAACAAGAAGACGAUUACGCCUCAGACAGCGAUGAAAGUGAUGAAGAUUUUUGUCCCGACAAAGCGGAAGCAAACAAUUCCGAUGUUGGAGCUAGUGAAGAAGAUUCAGAUGAUCCAAUUUCUGAUAAUGAAGAUGAUGUACCUGUAAGUAAGAAAAAUACUAAAUCAAAAACAAAGAAAAAAGGACGUAGCAAACAAACACAACCACAAACUAAAAAGACCAACAAAGACUCUUCAUCUGUUGUUGAAAAAGUCGAAGAAGAACGUGUUGUUUCUACAAGAAAUCGUGUAGAUACAACAACUAAAUCUUCAAUAGAAAAAACGGAACUCGAAUCCGAUGAAGAGGAUUCAAGUAGAAAGGAAGCUCUUUGGGCAGACUUCCUAAGUGACAUUCCAACAACAACAACUACGCAAAGUAGAACAAAUAAAUCGCCAGCUGUUAGUAGAAAAGUAGAUUCAAACAAGGAAACAGCCCAGCCAAUUGAAAAGAAAGACUCCCGAGUUCCUCCCAAGGAACCCGAAAAGGUUGUCAUUAAACAAAUUUUCGAUUUUGCUGGCGAAGAAGUCGUCGUUGAGAAGGCGGUUAGCGCCGAUAGUAUUAAAACGAAUGGCUCCUCAAAGAAAACCCCAGCGGAAGCUCCUCGAGGAUCUGUUAAGAGACCUGGUGGAGGAUUGGGUUCAAUAUUAGGUCAAUUAGAUAAGAAAAAGAAAAUAAGUGUUUUGGAGAAGAGCAAACUUGACUGGGAUAGUUUUAAGACAACAGAAGGAAUUGAUGAAGAUCUGCAGACAUUUAAUAAAGGAAAAGAUGGUUAUUUACAAAGACAAGACUUUUUGGAACGCACUGAUUUGCGACAGUUUGAAAUUGAGAAGAGUUUGCGAGCUUCUAGAAGGAAACCAAUGUAACUCUCUUCAAAGGAUCUGAAAACUACUAAUAUUCACUUAACUUAUCUUUAAAAUUAAAAAUACACACACAUAAACGUAUUCGAUGUACUUUUGAAUUUAUUUGCUGCCAUGUUAUUUUAUGUUUAUAUACAAAAAAAAAAAAAAAAAAUAACAGAAAUUGUAUUGUAUUAUGCUAUACAGAUUUGAAUUCUGAGGCGAUUAUGUGCGUAGUACGUAUUCGUAAUUAAAUAAAAGAUAGAACUUUGUUUAAGUUGGAAAUAAUAAAAAUUGAUGUCGUCUGAAA